AUAUAUGAACAAGAAACGUGUUCAGCGACAGAGAAUAGAAACUAGAUAGCAAUGGAGGUUGAGAAAGUAGAGAGUAGUAGCAGUAAGAAGAUUACAGUUGCUGGAGGAAAUGGAAGAUGGUCUCUCAAUGGAAUGACUGCUCUAGUCACUGGUGGUACUAGAGGAAUCGGAUAUGCUGUUGUGGAGGAAUUGGCUGGAUUUGGGGCAAAAGUACAUACUUGUUCAAGAAAUGAAAUUGAACUUAAUCGAUGUUUACAAGAAUGGAAGCAAAAGGGUUUUCAAGUUACUGGCUCUGUUUGUGAUGUUUCGUCUUCAGAGGGUCGUGUCAAGCUCAUGGAUUCUGUGUCUGGUCUUUAUAACACCAAGCUCAAUAUCCUUGUUAAUAAUGUUGGCACAAAUAUAAGAAAACCGUCGGUGGAGUACACUGCUGAAGAAUACUCGAAACUGAUGUCUACCAACUUGGAAUCCUGUUACCACCUAUGCCAACUUGCACACCCGCUUCUGAAAUCUUCAGGGAUGGGAAGUAUUGUGUUUAUCUCUUCUGUCGCUGGUGUGGCGGCAUUGGCUACUGGGAGUAUUUAUGGAGCAACUAAAGGAGCAAUGAAUCAACUCGCAAAAAGUUUGGCAUGUGAAUGGGCGAAAGACCACAUUAGGUGUAACUCUGUUGCACCUUGGUACAUCAAAACCUCGCUUGUCGAACAUUUGCUUGAAGACAAAGAAUUUGUAGAUAGAGUAAUCGCCCGUACUCCUCUUCGACGAGUUGGAGAACCGCAGGAGGUUGCAUCACUGGUUGCCUAUCUUUGCUUACCUGCUUCCUCUUACAUCACGGGGCAGACUAUCUCUGUUGAUGGAGGGAUGACUGUCAAUGGGUUUUUUCCAACUCAUGACUAGUAACAGCGUAACUCAAUUCAACAUUACUACCCCUUUGGUCGGGUGAAAGCAGCUCAAAUAAUGUAAGACUAUCAACGUCUGAAACAUGUGAAAUCUGUUAUUUAUGCCUGAAUCUCUUUCAAUUUGUCUGUGCUACUCGAUUUUAACUGUCAACAAAACCUGAUACUGACAAUCAAGCACAAAGUUAGUUGGAGUUUGUGUUAUGC
Messenger RNA from Papaver somniferum (opium poppy), 1097 nucleotides. Its product is annotated as tropinone reductase homolog At5g06060-like. Bases 52 to 891 code for a protein of 279 amino acids. The record is from RefSeq and is a predicted model, not a curated record. NCBI's taxonomy places the organism in Eukaryota, Viridiplantae, Streptophyta, Magnoliopsida, Ranunculales, Papaveraceae. Gene Ontology annotation, molecular function: oxidoreductase activity. The transcript has 5 exons.